Alternaria conjuncta is the source of this 2880-nucleotide messenger RNA. RefSeq lists its product as uncharacterized. NCBI's taxonomy places the organism in Eukaryota, Fungi, Ascomycota, Dothideomycetes, Pleosporales, Pleosporaceae. Gene Ontology annotation, molecular function: protein binding; ATP binding; protein kinase activity. The transcript has 3 exons. The record is from RefSeq and is a predicted model, not a curated record. Bases 1 to 2880 code for a protein of 959 amino acids. Gene Ontology annotation, biological process: protein phosphorylation.
AUGGCCAUGCUCGCCGCAAAGUCUCCGUAUCCCGCGCCCUCGAUGAGUGGGAGUGCCUCGCAGUCGUCCGCCCAAUACAACGGCGGCCUCUCCGGCUACCGCAGCCAUGCCUCAAAUACACGGGCCGAGCAGUCCAUGUUUGCUUCUCCCACCGAGUCAGAGUUCUCGGAGAUAUACGACGCUCCCGACGCCAUCAGACAUUGGGACGAGGACAAAGUUGGUGACUGGCUGAAGCGCAUCAACUGCGCCCAGUAUGUCGACCUCUUCAAGCACAACCACAUCAACGGCGAGAACCUCAUGGAGAUGGACCAGACCCACCUCAAGGACAUGGGCAUCAAGAAGGUCGGCGACCGCGUCCGCAUCGGCUCGCAAGCCAAGCAGCUGCGCAACAAGGAGUACAAGAAAGCCUCAAGACGCACAUCAAAUAGGCAAUCGCUAGCCACGCUCGACAACGCCGCAUACACUCCGCCAUCCUCUGGCUCUCCCCGCCCGCUCUACUCUGCACGAUCGAAUCCUCCCGUCUCCAACUCGAAUCCCGUCAGCUCGCGGACCGAGAAGCGCAUGUCGAGACAGAUCAUGAACUCCGACCUGAGCAGCUUCGCAUACGGUGCCAAACCUCCCUCGCGUCCCGCGUCUCCUCUUGUCGACCAAGAGACCCGGAACCUUCGGUCACAACGGCAGGGAGGAAUGAACAGCCCCAAGGAGCUUGGCAACAAGACAUACGGCGCGCAUCCCCUCAGUGCUUCCAGCAGCUCCGUCAACAUCGCUUCCCAGUUCUCGCGCAACCAACGCACUACACCCACCGAAACACCACAGACAGCCCGCUUCGCCCACCACGUUCGUGCGAGUCCUAGCGUGGACAGUGCCACCAACAGCGCCAUCUUGCCACACGACAAGGCGCUAGUCCGUGUUAUCUACGAUGGCGGACGCACCUCAGUCGUGAACAUCGAAGGCUGCAAGACGGCCGAGGAGGUCAUGCUGAAGACCCUGACCAAGGGCCACCUCAACACCGCCCAUGUCAAGAACUACUGCUUCUACAUUCUCAACAGCCCAGAGCCAGACCCAUCGCUAUCUGAACGCUUGAGUGACAUCGAGCUCUUCAGACUCGUCAAGGAUGCCAACAGACACGAAAGAGGCCGGUUAAUACUUCGCAAGGUUCACGCUGGUGAGCCGGAUGAAGACCAACUGAAGGCUGCGGCUGGCAUCUACGCGCAACAGAACUUCCAGCAGAGUUCCACCGUCUACGUACCGUCAAGCAACCGCAGCCAGAUCAAGAUUGAGAAGCUCACGGGCGAGUCGCUUGCUGCUGUCAGCUACCCUCUAUCACCAACAUCCGCGAGAGAACGAGAACGCCACAUCAACUCAACAGCCCAGAAUCUGGAAGGACCCUCUGAUCCAAACAGGUCACCAGUCUUCCAAGCUCGUGCCCGGAAACUAAAGCAGUUCUACGGUGCUCGACCUCCCAGCGAGCUCAUUACAUCCGACCUGACCUCCUACUUCCCUGACGUCGGAAAAGAUGAGAUUGACAAGACCGUCCGCAUGUCGAUACGUCGCUCUCACCGACUCAGCCGCGCAGCCUCGCGUCUAUCGAUGGCAUCCAACUUCAGCGUUGCUUCCAGCCUGAAGGAUGCGCCGCCACUACCAUCCAUCGCCGACACUUGGCUCCAAGGUGGUGCUCAAGCCCGCCCACUUCGCCCACUUUCGGUCAUGCGACUUGGUCUGCCCAACCAAUCUGGGUACCGUGACUCUAUGGCAUCUUCUGUUCUGGAACCUCUAGACGAGGAGUCACCUCUCGAACCCAACCGAAAAUCAUAUGUGUCGUUUGGUGGUGAAUCGGAUACCCUUGCCAUUACAGACCCGGAGGGCAACACCACUCUACAAUCCUACUUCGACGACGGGGGUAGCAGCCUUACGGGUAGCAGUAGCAGCAACACCGAGAACGGCGACUCACUCAACAAACGCCUUUCUGAGGCCAUUGCUGAGGAUGGCGAAGAGUCAGACGAUGAACUGGCCGAGUAUCUCGAACAGGACUCCUGGGACAACGUCAAGUACAUGAAGGGAGCUCUCAUCGGACAAGGUUCUUUCGGCAGCGUUUACCUUGCCCUACAUGCCGUCACCGGUGAGCUCAUGGCCGUCAAGCAGGUCGAGCUUCCUUCUGUAGCUGGCGCCUCCCAGAUGGACAGCAGGAAGACAAACAUGGUGGAAGCCCUGAAACACGAGAUCGGCCUGCUACGAGAACUCAAGCACAAGAACAUCGUGCAGUACCUUGGCUCCAACUCAGAUGAGAGCCAUCUCAACAUUUUCCUCGAGUACGUCCCAGGUGGUUCCGUGGCAACCAUGCUGGUGAACUACGGCCCGCUCGGCGAAUCCCUCAUCCAGAACUUCGUACGCCAGAUUCUGACCGGUCUUUCGUACCUUCACUCCCGGGAUAUCAUCCAUCGCGACAUCAAGGGUGCAAACAUCCUCGUCGACAACAAGGGCUCAGUCAAGAUUUCCGACUUCGGUAUCUCCAAGCGCAUUGAAGCCUCUACACUGGGUGGCGGCAAGAAGGGAGCUCAGCGCGUCUCCCUUCAAGGUUCAGUCUUCUGGAUGGCACCAGAAGUCGUUCGACAGACAGCCUACACCCGCAAAGCCGAUAUCUGGUCGCUCGGCUGCCUGGUUGUCGAGAUGUUUACGGGAAGCCACCCGCAUCCCAACUGCACUCAACUGCAAGCCAUCUUUAAGAUCGGUGGUAGUGGUGAUGCCAGCCCUACCAUUCCAGACAACGCUGGCGACGAUGCUCGAACCUUCCUGGCCCAGACCUUCCUCAUCGAUCACGAGAAGCGUCCCAGUGCUGACGAGCUUCUCGCCAGCCAUUUCAUAACUAAUCAGGGUGCAUAA